GAUACUUGAAGAAGAUUCUAGAAUUUUCUCAUGUAAAAAUUACAAAUAUACUAACUUUUCUCUUAUUGUGCUUCCUACUUCCAUCUACUCUUAUUAUUUGGAGUAUGGUUUCGUUCCUGUCCAAAUGUGUUCUUAUUUGGGGACUUGUCGAGUGAAUCGGUGUCCAAGAAUACUAUGCAUCAGGAAUAGCUAAGUCAUAAUAGGAGAAAUUACAACAUGCGGUAGCCCUGAUCGAUUGUAAGUGGAGCAAUCAGCAUAAAUACUUACUUAUGCCUGUUACCCCUCGUCAAGGAAGGAGCAUACGUCGACCACCGGCAUUGUCCAUCGAACUCUGUCCUAAGCAAUCUUUUCCACUUAUUUCCAGUUGUCCAUCCUUUUGAUGUCUGCUCACAAUUCUAGACGCAGUGUGUUCUUUGGCCUUCCUCUUUCCCGUUCCCUUUCGGAAUUACAAGUUAACGAUUGUCUCUUCAUGAAUCUUGGUGAUUUCCACAAUCUAUGUCCUAUCUACUUCCCAUGUAUUUCCUUAAUUUCCUCUACAGCUGAAAGCUGGUUUGUUCUCUCCCACAGUAGGCUGCUGCUGAUAGUAUCCGGCCAAUGGGUGUUAAGUAUCUUGCGUAGACAACUAUUUAUAAAUACUUGUACCUUGUUGAUGAUGGUUGUAGUAGUUCUCCAAGUUUCAGCUCCAUACAGUAGGACUGUCUUCACGUUCGUAUUGAAUAUUCUGACUUGAUGAUGUGUCUUUCUGAAUAGAACGUGGAGCGUCUUUUCAGUUAUUUCAAUGUCCGACUUUAGUGCUUCAACUGGUAUGUUGUCUGGUCUUUCAGUCUUCCCACUCUUGAUUUGUCUAAUGACCAUCUUGAUUUCUUCGACUGUUGGUGGAGUGUUCAGAGCUAUAAUAAACUCCUUGACUUUGUCAGUGUGUUGAAGGAUUUCUGUAUUAAACCUUUGUAAUGUUGUUUCUCCGAUUGUCGAGUGCUUGCUUCGCUUCAGUUUCAUCUUGGCAACCACCAGAUAAAUGGCGAUCUUAAUCUAUGCCAGUUCCUAUCCUGCUUCUCAGGUCUUCCAUUGGCCUUCUAAAUAUUUUAGUGAUGCAAAUACGAUCAAUCUGGUUCUGCGUAGUGUGAUCCGGUGGAAGGCUUGUAGCUUUGUGUGUGUUUAUGAGGAAGUAUAGUACCAUCAAUAAUCAUUUUGUUGAAUGCAUAUAAAUUUGCGAAUCCCUCACCAUUCUCGUCCCUUCCUCUCAAUCAGUCCAUAUUAUCUUCAUAUCUGGUGUUGUCCAUUCCGACUUGGGCGUUUAAGUCUCCCAUUUGAAUGGUCAGGCCCUUUCUUGGGCACGCCUUAACAAUCGUUUGCAGCGUCGCAUGAGACUGAUCUUCAUCGUCGUCGAUGCUUUAAUUGGUGGGUGCAUAAUAUUGGAUAACAUUCAUUGUGAUUUCCUUCUUUGUGUUUGAAGUAUGCUUUGAUGAUUUUGGAUGCAUGAUAUUUCCAUCCCACAAGUGCUUUUCGUGCUUCUUUGAACUGUAUCAGUAUAACUCCUUGUGUGUGCAGAACAUUUUGUUGCCCGUGACGAGUACAGCAGCAUCUCUCCUGAAUAUAAUUUCUUCUUUCCAGCUUGGGUCUUGUGUGCUUCACUGAUUCCGAGCACCGACAAUUUGUAUCGCCUUAUUUCCGUAGUUAUUUGACUGGUUCUAACCGGUCUUUCACAUUGUCCGGAUAUUCCGUGUACUUAUAUUAAUUGUUGCUGUGAUUGUUAGAAGGGACAUCAUCCUCGUGAUUUCUUGAGAACCUCGGCAUUCACCAUGAGGUGUCAUGAUUCUUCUGAAUGAAGAUCGCUGAACUCGGAGUUUAAAUUGUUUGUUGUGGUUAAUGUAUUUUAUUAGGGUUGUUUUCUACGUGAUGGGGUUGGUGACCUCUUACCUAACCUUCCUCCUUUAUCUGGGUUCGGGAACGACAAUAAUCCUAGAACAGCUACAGGCGGAGUUAGUAAUAUUCACACUGCAAUAUAAUCUUAUCUGUGACUCGCUUUUCUCAAUUCUCUGUCCUGCUAACAAAAGAUAAUGAACUACUUAAUCUGUGGUUGGGAACGCGACUACUUUUAUACGGUUGCCAUCAAACUGCUGAGUUAUAUACGCUUCUAGGUACUGUAAGAGAAGCACGUGUGUAUCAAAAUGAGUUAUUAUGCGUUGGCCAACGUUUUCACUUAUGCAGUUAAUUUUACAGAUUAAUUAAAUACAGCUGAGAUUUUCGGGAAUCACAUACACAGAGUCCAUUUGUACCAACGUUUUAUGUUUGCCUUACUUUGUUUUAGUACACAAAUUGCUCUGAACUUAAUGGCACAUCUAGAUAUGUUUGCUCAACGUCAAUGGGCUUUUGAAUUACGUCUGCGACAGCUAAAUCACAUUGCAACAUGUCAAGUGUCUCUUGAGGAACUAGUCACUAAAAGAACUAAGCAAAACUCAAAAGUAAAUUUGAAUUCAAAAGCUACCACGGAAAUUGAUGAGUCUGCUUUUAUUCAUUCUAAAACAUUUCCCAAUCAAUCUCUCUACAAUGGUCUUGGUGAGAAUCAGUUGGUGAAAGAUACGACGGUAGUAAAUUCUUUGUCAAACGAUUCAUUUUCCGACGGUUCUAAUCCUCUUUUGUCCGGCUACAAUAGACCAUUCAGUUCAAUUUUUUCUAGUAGUCCAACACGACGUACAUACUUUGAUAACAAAAGUGAAGCGGUUGAUACCUAUCCAAGUGCUACCCAAAUUGCUUCCGCAAUCGCUGGACAACGACUUACCUCAGAAUGGAAUGAGUGGUACAGUAAAGGAUUCUAUAUACCUCACACUGUCGAUUUUGCCUUUGAGUCUGUAAGCAAGUCCUUCCUGAGUGUUGGUGGAUUACCUCUAGGAACCUGUGUUUGUUUAAUCCUUAAUGGGGUUUCCUGGCCUUGGUUGUUUAACUUGACUCAGGUAGUUCGAAAUGAACUGUUACCAUCCCCUCAUUUCUUACCUGCUUUGUACACUGUUCCAUUGGCGCAUGUCAAAGCAGCUGUAAAAACUCGUAAUCAUGGAGAGCCUAAUAAAAAUAAAGAUCUCAUAGAAGCUUUUUCAUUGCUCAGUAUCACUCCUACAGAAAAUUCAUCAGAAACGUGGAAUAAUAAUAUUGAAAAAUCAUCGUCACCUCAACUUCAGUCAAAGAAAGAUUUUCAUACUGGCAAACAGUUACCACCUCCUGUACCUAAACCAAAUGCUCCCCGUCGUCCAGCAGAUAACCGAAACAAAACUAGUUUAAAUAUUUCACCACACAACAGAAGUCGCUGUCAAUCAUCCCAUUAUCAACAGGUUGGUAAAACCACUGAAAUUAAUGAGGUAACUAUAGAAUCCACAAUACAAACUAGACGCUGUGAUAAUCCCUUAACGAAUAAAGGUAUUAUUUUAGAUAAUCAUGAAGCAGACAAUGAAAUAUUGAUACCAUUACUUGGUUAUACCUUUCGAAAACCAGCUAAUUCUCAACCUCUGGAAAUAUAUUGUGACCAUUUGUCCAAAAAUAAAAAUGUUUUGAGGAAAAGAGAAAACAAAAAUAUAGGCUCGGGCAAAGGCCGUACCAUAGUUCUAGACCCAGUGGAAUCAUGUUCUUCUUUAAUUGAUGCGCCUUUGCGUCCACGUAGCGUCAGGUUAGCGUCCAAGUGGGCUGCUAAUCAAAUCAAGACAAAAUUGGUCAAUACAUUAUGUGAAGAAAAUCCUCUGUUAUCAGAGAAUAUAGAUCAGAUGAGUCAGGUUUCUAAUAAUAUGGCUACACGUUUGUAUGGCGCUUAUCAGCAACUAUCUAGCUUUCCAGUCCCAAAUCUAUUACGUCCUAUAUGCCAAUGGCUGGGUAUUUAUUGGUUAGGAAAAGGUGAUCAACUACAAGCGGGAAGAUUUUUAUCUCAAGCUAUCGGUAUUGGACCCACAACCUUGUACUUAUCUAUCUUAAGCUCUCGGAUAAUUCAUUUGAAGUCAUCUGAUUCUCAAGAUUCUGUUUCUGAUCGCAGCAAAAAAUGUAAAUGGUUCCCUAUUUUGAAUCGAGUAAUGACUGUUUGUGCUCCUAAUAAUUUUCUAAUGGAAAAUGUAAUUCAGAUGCCUACUUGUGACGAUAAUAGUUCACUUACAGUUCGGGUUAUUCAACUCUGUCUUGUUGAUGAACUCAGUUGCAAGUCUAAUUUAAUUGAUAAAAGUGAUGAUAUUUACCAUCACACUAUUUCUCCAUAUGGACUCGGUGCUCGUUCCGGAGGUUACUUACUAGUAUCGCGUUAUAUAGGUAUUUCUGGUCAAUCUUUAAGAACAUUUGAAGUGGAGACACGUGUUAUGCAUGGAUUCACUCAUUCUGGUUUUAAAUAUAUGGAUAGUUUUGAUGAAAUUCAGACGGAGAGUCUUGAUUCGAUGGCUAUUGAAGAUCGUGCUAAUUACUGGCGUAUACGUUAUAACUUGGAUGAACGACUAGAAAAUUUACUUACUGAAAUGCGUCGUGAAUGGUUUACUAAAGAUGAUCUAGAUUGGUUAUUCAGUCGAGAGAAAUAUUGUCGUAAUAAUGAACUCAAAAAUGAUUAUAACCCUCCUUCUGUAGUCAUUAUUCCGGAUCGACGACUAGUUUAUUUACCUUGGGAAUGGAUACUGUGGGAUCGUAAUCCAACUUCAUGUACUCCAACAAUGACUCGUAGCUUCAGCUUACCUUUAGUUGUUGGUCAUUUGGCAACUCAGUAUAUGCCCUGUCAGAAUAUUGAGGCUAACAUUUCUCCCAAUACUGAACAUAUGGAAUUACGUUCUUUUAAUCCUGAGCGUGCAUUUUAUAUCCUUAACCCAGAAUCCAACCUACCCUCUACUCAACAAACCUUUGAACCGAUAUUCCACAACCUAUCCAGUUGGACAGGUGUCAUUGGAAGAAUUCCAACUUUAGAGGAGGUGAACAAUGGUUUCACAAAUCAUGAUCUUCUAAUAUUUUUGGGUCAUGGAAAUGGUUCGCAAUUUCUACUACACACUUUCAAUCAAGGUCUCAAUGCACGCUCCGUUACCUUGAUUCUUGGCUGUAGUUCCGGUAAACCUCGUAGUGCUGGACGACAUGAACCUUAUACUUCACUAUUUAAUCAUCUUAUUGCUGGAUGUCCCUUUGUUUGCGGAUUGUUAUGGGAUGUUACUGAUCGGGACGUUGAUAGAUUUACUUUAAAAUUCCUGACUAAUUGGCUGGGAAAAGAUGGUUCUGAUGACGGACGUGAUGCAAAACCACGUGGAACUUUAGGACAGUCUAUUUUUAACGCAACUUCGGCUUGUAAACUGAAGCAUCUUGUUGGAAAAUCAGUCAUUGUUUAUGGGAUCCCCUCUGAACCUAAAAGAAGAUCACUUCUGAAAUUUCCAUCCUCACUUGUUAAAAAAUGAAUUGGACUUCUUACAAUUUGACGUAUUAUCUUGAAUUAUUGUACAUUACCUGAAUUGUGUAGAUUAAUUCUAAUGGACGUUCUGCUCCGUUUAUCUAUAGUCCUCAAAUUUUGAACCUUUUUUACUUGCUUUGGUCGGUCGUUUGUAAAUGUGUUUAAGUUGUUUUCUAACCAAUUUUACCUACAUCAUG
Molecule: messenger RNA, 5580 nt
Organism: Schistosoma bovis
Lineage: Eukaryota; Metazoa; Platyhelminthes; Trematoda; Strigeidida; Schistosomatidae
Source: the annotation of a GenBank genome assembly